Messenger RNA from Mercenaria mercenaria, 6257 nucleotides. RefSeq names its product small conductance calcium-activated potassium channel protein 1-like. The record is from RefSeq and is a predicted model, not a curated record. The transcript is spliced from 14 exons. Gene Ontology annotation, biological process: potassium ion transmembrane transport. Bases 652 to 2967 code for a protein of 771 amino acids. Gene Ontology annotation, cellular component: neuronal cell body; neuron projection; plasma membrane. Gene Ontology annotation, molecular function: calmodulin binding; small conductance calcium-activated potassium channel activity. NCBI's taxonomy places the organism in Eukaryota, Metazoa, Mollusca, Bivalvia, Venerida, Veneridae.
UAUUAUACGCGCCAGCAGUAAUUACUAAGUGGGUGUUGUAAAGUUGGAUAAAUGUAUAAUGAGUAGGCAAGUCGUUUGUAAAAUAAUGAUUAUCGCUAAUAAGAAGGUGAAUUUUAGUAUCAUGUUUCCAAAACAACAUAGUCGCUAUGUUAUGCUAGUGUUAUGUAAACAAUUGCAGAACGUUAAUUAAUGCUAAAUGUGCUAGUGAUAAACGUCUUUAAAACAUUGUUUUGCAGGAAACUAGACACAUUACUGUAAACUGUUAAAUGUUGACAAGGAAAAUCGCAGAUAUUUGUAUUGUUGUUUUAUGGAUAUUCCAUCUUCAAACUGAAUACGAAUGUGCACUUGAAGGUACGCGUUGCUAGCAACAAGAGAAACCAACAAGUUCAUAACACAGACUGAAACUGUGCUAUUUUCACAGAGUUAAGGAUCAUAAAGGUAUGCAUUGUUGGCAACAGGAGAAACCAACAAGUUCUUAACACAGACUGAAAUUGUGCUAUUUUCACAGAGUUUAGGAUCAUAAAGGUGACGGACAUGGGUAGCGUGGCUUCAGAAAGGAUUAAUCGUCCAGAAGGCCCAUGAGAAUUGCAAUACUUAGCCUUACCGUGUAAAUAUUGAUCGGGGGGAGUAACUGCAGUACGGUAUUUCACUAUGUCAGUAGUGAGCGUGCUUCCAGCGGAGGAGAGUGUGCGUAUUGAUUCUGUAGAGAAAACAGUGAAUACUCGUAGUAAUAAAGGUGGGAAGAAAUCUGUACAAAAUGAAUCGAAAACAGUGGAUAGAGCGCAGCGGUCAAAGAAUGACGACAUGGACACUGGGAAUAGAUAUAAUUCAAAAAUAGUGACAGGGAAGCAUUCUAAAUCAGGCGCGGGGAAUAGUGCUGUGAUAGACGGACGAAUAAAUCGUGCCUAUACGUCUCCGGAUAUUGAAUUACACAAUUUUAAUGGUACUCACACACCGUUAGAUGCUCGGAAAUUGGAAGAGAAUAUCAAAAGCUUUUCAAAAAUGAAUGAUGGAAGCUCGAUGCAGGCUUUGAGUUAUCCACGCUUGCAAAUGGAUUCCCGGUCUCCUGGGGUCAUUUCAGCAACGGUUAUACAUACACAGAUCAGUUCUGACGAUGAGAACGACUUUAAGAUUCAUAGUGUUGAUGACGACGAUGAUAAAAGGGAUAAAAGAAAAGAUAAGGAUAAAAACCCAAUGUCAGACAUUGGGGCAGAAUACAUGAGAGUAAAUGGUGCAAUUGGAUCUUUUAAACAGUUACAGAAACCGACGUCAAUGCAGUCACUGCCGACGUCGUCGAAAAUGAGUUAUACGUCAGAAGACGCUGGGGUGGCGCUUGUUUCCGGCGCGGACUUCCCGCCGGACAGACAUAAUAAACAUCUGAGACAGAAGCCAAACGUUGGUUACCGACUUGGAAAGCGGAAACAGUUAUACGAGAAGCGUAAAAAAGUCUCAGACUACUGCCUUGUGUUCGGAAUGUUUGGAAUAAUUGCUAUGAUUCUCGAAACGGAAUUUACCAUGGCGGAUAUUUAUACUAAGACGUCUUUCCCUUCUAUAUUUUUGAAGACUUUAAUCAGCAUCUCAUCUGUGAUAUUACUGGGACUUAUACUAGCAUAUCAUGCAUUAGAAGUUCAGUUGUUCGCUGUAGAUAAUUGCGUAGAGGAUUGGCGUGUCGCCAUAUCGCCUAGAAGAACUGCUCAAUUGUGUGUGGAGCUAGUUGUGUGCGCAAUCCAUCCGAUUCCGGGGGACUUCCGGUUCACCUGGAACACAAUGCACCAUGAAGGACUCAUCAUGUUAUCCAGCGAAGUCAGCAUUGACAUCCUUCUUUCCUUACCAAUGUUUCUCAGGCUGUACCUCAUUGCGAGAGUCAUGCUCUUGCACAGUAAACUCUUCACCGAUGCCAGUAGCAGAAGCAUCGGUGCGUUAAAUAGGAUAAAUUUUGACACUAGGUUUGUGAUGAAGACAUUGAUGACAAUAUGUCCUGGCACGGUGCUUCUAGUUAACAUUCUGUCUUUAUGGAUUAUAGCGAGCUGGUUUUUGCGGGCUUGUGAGAGUCCUCUCGAUCCAAACCAACAUGCUAACAUCUUAAAUUCAAUGUGGAUGAUUGCCAUAACUUUCCUUUCUAUCGGGUAUGGUGAUGUCGUUCCAAACACAUACUGCGGCAGGAUGGUGGCCAUUUCCACGGGUGUUAUGGGUGCUGGAUGUACUGCGUUAGUGGUCGCUGUGAUAGCCCGCAAACUAGAACUUAGUAAAGCAGAGAAACAUGUACAUAAUUUUAUGCAGGAUACACAAUUGUCAAAAAAGUUGAAGAAUGCCGCAGCGAAUGUUCUACGGGAAACAUGGCUGAUAUAUAAAUACACAAAACUGGUAAAGAAAGUUAAUGCGGGAAAAGUACGAUCACAUCAAAGAAAAUUUUUACAGUCAAUACACUGUUUACGGCGGAUAAAGAUGGAUCAACGUAAACUAACAGAAAAUCAAAGCACACUGGUUGAUAUGGCAAAGAGUGUAGGCGUUACCGGGCUGAACAGCGCCAAUAGCGUGUAUAUUUCAAAACCUUUGCCCGAGUACAAGCAGACGCAGACACACAUUGAAACCCUGGUUACAGAGAUGUCAGGUAACACGAGUAGUUUGGAGAAACGUGUCAAUAAAAUUGAAGACAAGCUGCAUUCGUUACAGGCACAGAUGGAUAUGCUUCCGAACAUGAUUGUUGAACGGUUGAUGGCACGACGAGCUGAUCCUCUUGCAGAACGAGUUUCUGAAGCAAGACCGAUUCCAGAGUUUCGCCAAUACAGCCGUUUAUCACCUCCAAGACGUCGGCGUAAUCUUGUAACGCAAAAUUCCGUUCCAACUCCUUCAACAUUGUCGCCGUUUACAUCUGUUGCUGGGGCAAAUAUGCCUGAAUCAAGUGUGUCCCUGCCGGCAUCACCCUCCGAUACACAAGCUGUCAACGGAAAUCAUUCGUCACAUUAAGUGCAUUAACGAAGACUGUAUAUAAAUGACAAUUUAAGUACAUGCUCAGCAAAGAAAAGGCGUGCACAGACCUCAAUUUGUUGUGAGAACAGGCUGGCGUUCUUGCAUCCGCAAGGAUUAAGCGACAGUUUAAGUAUAAACUUUGAAACAUUAACUGUUAAGUUAAUAUUCACUGGCAUCCAUUCCACAUAUGUGCAUGAAUUGUUGAUUAAAUAGAUAAAAUGAUGUAUCAUUGUUAUAAAGAACACAUGAGGCGAUUAUGUGAUCUUUUGAGUGUUAUGUUAGAAUUGAAUCGCCAGAUAUGUAUUCGUUUUAAGUGGGAAUCUGUGCAAUGAUAUUAUUGUUGAUUCCCAUCCAUUUAAGUACAUGCUUACAGAACAAACGGUUCUACGUGGAUUUAAUAUCUAUCCAAUUUGGAUAAAAUUCUUGUCAAAAUGAAAUACAGCUUGUCAUUGGCCUCAACGUUUUCUGUACUGAAUUAGACGAUCUGUUAUAUAUAAUAGAUAUUCGCUCAGAUUUAUCGUUUGUGGUACUGUAUAAUUGAAAGUUUUAAAAAACCAUUCCAAAUAACACUUAAAUUAAUGAGUGUAAUGACUUUUUAUCAAAGGUAUCGAAAAUCUGCAUCUCCAUCUAUGCCGAAAUUUUACUUUUAUAAAUACAUGACUUUCUUCUACAUAUGGACGGAUGUUUUCAAAUUAUUUGAUCAUAGUUAAAUUCACUAAUACUGUCUUUGUUGACUGAAGAAUCGAUGCUGAAGCUAUUGCAUAAUUUUAUUGAGAAAAUAAACGACUUUGGUGCUAUUACUUUUCCUAGAAGUUCUGACACUUCGGUUUUAAUGUACCAGGAUCCAAUGUGCUCAUGCCACUUCCUGAUUGCAAAAGGUAAAAAGACAGGCUAGAGUUAUUUGUUUAUUUUGGCUGAUAAUCCCUGUCGUUUUGGAAAAAAAUUAUAAUGCAUGUAAUAGUAAAUCUUGUGUACUAUAUAAAAUAGUUUGUACAAAACGAGUUCGGCAUUUUUUGCCGACUGAAAUAUUUUCUAAUCUGUAAUUAAGUUCAUUAUAUAGAUGUAAUAGGGAAGGGAGAAGUUUCUGUAAAGGUAACGAUAAACUUUCUAAACAACUUUCUUAUUGUGGCUUUUUUGGAUGUAACAUUUACCAGAUCAUAACAAUUUUUAAAAUGUGUUGAUAUAUUAUCGUAUGGCAUUCCAACAAUUGUCUUGACUAAAUAAAAUAAAAAUAAUGCAUUUUGCUUUAUCACUUCUCCGUAUGUACAAGUUAAGUUAAAUUUGUAACUUCAUCCAUCAAAUCUUACAAGCUUAUGUAACAUAACAAGUGUCUCUAGGCAUUUUUGUCUGAUAUUUCAGUCAAUCGGUUUUAUAAAAACAAUUCUUCAUAUAAUCAAAUAAUAAUGUAUAAAUAGGUAAUUGAGUAAUUAUGUCUCCCACCACACAGUGGUGUGCGAGACAUAUUGAUUUACUCCAGUCUGUCGGGGUGUGUGUGUGUGUGUCUCAAAGCUUGUCCGCACUCUAAGUCGAACAUUUCUCAUCCGAUCUUCACCAAACUUCAACAAAAUAUGUCUGCCAAUAAGUGCUCGGCCAGGUUCGAUAACUAGCCAAAUCGGCCUCUGCACUUCGGAAUUAUGGCCCUUGACACUCAGAUUUCUUGCACAGUUACCCCCAAACCGGCGCCUAUACUACUAGUAGUAUAGGCGUCCUUUUGGUGUCAAGAAAGCGCAUGCACAUGUGGAUCGUAUAUAAAGACUGACAUACUAUUUAGAUGAUUAGGCAGUUGUGGGAGACAUGCGCUUUUCUCAAAAGCAUCUCUAGGUUUUCACUCUGUUUUGUUUUUAUUAUUGUGGAGAGUUUAUAUCUUGAACAUGUGAUAUUUUCCAAAAACAAAUCCCAAAUGAUUGUAUAUAUGUAUAUACUUGCACUUGUUAAUGUAAAUAGUGAUGUUAUCCUAUCUCAUGGCAUUAUUGUACAAAUAUUUAUCUUCUGUUAUGGAAGUGAAAGGUUGUUUAUUAUGACGUUUAAUUAUUCAUCUGUUUGUUCAACGUUGUUAUUUCUUAUAUGCUGUUAAAACAUUACCAAUUAUCUUUGUCGAGCUCAUGCUAUCUAUUUGUACUAUGCUAAACCAGAAUAAUCUGUCUAAAGCGAUUGUAUGUUAAUGUUUCUUAUGGUAAGCUUAUAAAUGUUCAGAAAAGAACCAAUUGCUUUCCUUUUUUGCUUUUUUUUCAGAGUUUUAAGACUUCUUUGAGCCUUAAGUUUCGAAUUACUGUGUAUUAAUUUAAAAUAAAAUCAUAAAGUUUAUGUAUGAAGCGUGAUAUCAAAUAAGCAGAUUUAUGCGGUUUAGUAAAUUUGUUGUCUUUAACAUUAUGUAUAAUUUUGUGUUUAUAUAUAAAUGAUUCAAGCUCACAGUCUCGUUACGCCUUUAAAAAAUAUACUGUAUGUUUUGUUUGUUUUAAAUCGAGUACGUGCACAAUAACGAGUCAUAUAAAUAACGAAUAUGAUAAUAUUAUUAUAGUCACAGCUUGCACCUUCAUUUGGCAAUAUGGUGAUGGUAUGUGCAUGUGUAUAUAGGGACUACUUAAGAAAAAUGUUUAUAUUGAAGUAGUAAGUCAAAACAAAGAGAUGCAGUAGAACAACACAUCUUUUUAAUAAAACCGAUUCUAUUUUUCCUAAGUAUUUGAUACAAUAAAUGAAGAUAUUUCGAGGUUUUCUGCUCAAACGUGAGAACAUUGACUGUCAUUGAGAACAGCAAGUAUGCUUUGCUUCAGUGUAAAAUCAACCACAAGCAUGGAUAUUGUUUCAUCUGUUGACUGUAAGUAUAAUUAAACAAUGUAAACACAAUUCAUAUUACAUGUUAGUCUUAGUAUAUAAGAGAAUAAUACCAAUUGUAAUAAGAUUUUUUUAUAUAUACUGACACUAAGCUUAAAUACAGAGUCCACAGGAUAUUGACGCAUGUCAGUAUAUUUUCCAAAUUGAUUAUAAAGAAGACUACAGUGCUAUUAUUCUUCAAGAUCUGUGUUUCAGUUACGACUAUUUUAUACUUAUUUUUGUUUCAAAUUAAAGAUAAACAGCUCAAUCUGACAUUGUUUUCUGCUUUGCUCAGACACCAGAUAAAUAUUUUGUAAUAUUUUCGUUCAGUUGAUUGCUUCAACUCUUAAAGACCGUUGUUAAUCAAUCGUUCAAACGCAUAAUAUUAUGUUCUGUCAGAUGUUCAACGUCUUGGUUAAUGAAAAUUAUUGUAUGUUAUUGUUUUUAUGACGGAAAAAAAUAAAUCUUAGUCUCUA